Molecule: messenger RNA, 1310 nt
Organism: Phoenix dactylifera (date palm)
Lineage: Eukaryota; Viridiplantae; Streptophyta; Magnoliopsida; Arecales; Arecaceae
Source: RefSeq, a predicted model, not a curated record
CUCCCACCCACAGCCACAUUUCUUUCCUUCCUGCUCUCAAAUUAUCUACUCCCUCCUUCCCUCUUAUCUCAGCCUCCAUGGCUCUUCUCCUCCCCUCCUUGCUCCUUCUCCUGUUCCAUUCUGCCAUUGCCCAGCCUUCUCCUGGAUACUAUCCAAGUUCCAAGUUCAGGCCUAUAAGCUUCUAUAAAGGUUUCAACAACCUUUGGGGUCCUCAGCACCAGUCUGUCUCCCAAGACCAAUCCUCCUUAACAAUUUGGCUUGAUAGAAGCUCAGGAAGUGGAUUCAAGUCAACCCGCCCGUUUCGAAACGGGUACUUUGGUGCAUCCAUCAAGCUCCAAACUGGCUACACAGCUGGUGUGAUCACAGCAUUUUAUCUUUCAAACGAUCAAGCACACCCUGGAUUCCAUGAUGAGGUCGAUAUCGAGUUCCUCGGGACAAUACCAGGGAAGCCAUACACACUUCAGACUAAUGUGUAUGUGAGGGGCAGUGGUGAUGGGAGGAUCAUUGGUAGAGAGAUGAGGUUCAACCUAUGGUUCGACCCGACGGCGGACUUUCAUCACUAUGCUAUAUUGUGGAACCCCGAUGAGAUCAUAUUCUUCGUCGACGAUGUGCCGAUAAGGAGGUAUGCGAGGAAGAAUGGAGCAACAUAUCCCAUGAGGCCAUUGUGGAUGUAUGGCUCCAUUUGGGAUGCAUCAUCAUGGGCUACAGAUGAUGGCAAAUACAAGGCUGACUACCGCUACCAGCCAUUCGUUGCAAGGUUCACCAGAUUCAUGAUUGGAGGGUGCUCGGCCUAUGCGCCAUCCGGUUGCCUCCCAAUAGCUGCAUCACCAUCUGGCUCUGGGCUUAGCUCUCAGCAGAAUGCUGCAAUGAGAUGGGUUCAGAGCAAGUACAUGGUCUACGACUACUGCCAGGAUUCCAGGAGGGACCAUUCCCUCACGCCUGAGUGCUUCAGUUGAGCUAUCUAUUCUGCUAUCACUCAACUCCACUUGUUUUAUUGUUAUGAGUGAUCUUUCUUGGUUUAAGAGAUAAUCUGGUCUCCUUUGGCGUGCUCUGCCUUUCUUAUUCUUCUCUGAUUUUUUUUUCUCAUGAAAGUGAGGGCUGCCCUACUACUUUAUGUUAGUAGUUGAGGCGUCUGUGGUUUUAAAAUUUUUGUCCAUCAUUGAGGUGUUGGUGUCGGUAUUGUAUUUGUGACUAUAUAAUAACGUUGGUUUGGUCUAUGCUGUAAUUGAGGACAUAAAGAUAGUUGAUGUUUAAGGCCCUGUUUGGGGGAGCUGUUGGCAGUAAAGCUGUUGGAAGUAGAGCUGUUGGAA